AUCUUUUUUUUUGGAAGUAAGGCAAACGAUACGCGGCCCUAGAUUCACUUUUGUUGCAAACUGACUAAAGACAACAGCUUAGUUGGAAAUACUUCAUUUAGACCCUUCACCACAAUGGAGUUGUAACAGGUUUAUUAUGUGAGCUGGAGACCUCAGCCUUAUUGACACUAUUAAAUUGGACAUUUUACCUCAUUUCAUUUGAUUUCGGACUUACAUUCUCCAAGCGGUUCAUGAUCCCUCACCAGAUGGCGGCAUAUAGAAGCAGAGGUGUUCUUCUUGGCGCGAUUUUCCUGGUCAUGACAUGGGGAACAGUCGACGCACAAAGACCCUGCACAGCAGCUUGUGUCUUCACCAGAGAAACUGGAAAGACAGACUGCGAGAGUCGACAACUGACAUGCAUACCCCAAAACUAUCCUGGGUCUGUGGUCUUCAUGCUGGGACAGAACUCGCUGCAGAUGGUGCCCAGGCAGAGUUUCGCCAGUUCCAGAAUGCUAAGGCAACUAGACAUGUCCAACAACGCCAUAUAUAGCAUAGAGGACAAUGCCUUCAACGGCCUUGGAGGAGUCUCGACGCUGAACUUGGCGAACAACCGCAUUACGCAGUUGACCGCGAACACGUUUCGUGGGUUGCGAGCAGUGCAAACGCUACAUCUUCAGGGUAAUGCCAUCAAUGCUGUGGCUGCUGGGACGUUUCGCGAUCUGACGAAUAUAAUGGAACUAAAUAUAGCCGGAAAUCGACUGUCGAUACUGCCCCAGGGUCUCUUUUCGCGAAUGCUGUCUCUGAGACGUCUUUACCUGCAGGAAAAUCAACUGACCACGGACCCCAAUAUGCCAUUCCUUGAUGGUUUGUCGAACCUGAUUGAGCUUGACUUAGAUGGAAACAGGUUUACCAAUAUUCCUAGCAUGCAUGGUCUGAUGCGGCUCACGGACCUUGAUAUUACUGACACGCAUAUCAAGUCGAUCAGAAACAAUUCCUUCUCAAGUCUUGGAAGCGUGAGGGACAUUAUCUUGAACAAUAACAUGAUAUCAGUCAUAGAACCAGGAGCUUUUAGAGGACUCGGUGUACUGUCAGAACUGGAUAUUUCAUUUAAUGUAAUAUCAGAUUUAGCCAUUGAUAUCUUCCAUCCGUUAUACAACGUUGAACGUCUUCAACUGCAGAAUAACCAAUUGAGAAGACUGACUACACAACAUUUUGCAUCCAUGACGAAACUGAUCAAUUUAAACCUUGAAGGCAACCAGAUAACAGCAUUUCCACCCAUGCCCAACCUUCGUAUGUUAAACACACUCAAUCUCCGUUCGAACCGACUGGAUACCUUCGCACCACAGACAAUGCAGUCCAUGCCAAUGCUGAAGCGAAUUUUACUGGUUGGGAACCCUAUUCAAUGCGACUGUCGGGUCCAGCGAUUACGUCAGUAUUUCCUCUCCCCUGCUCAUCCAACUCCGUACCACCCCAACGAAAUUCCUACAUGUAACGCAAUAGAGCCACGUCAGUUGCGUGGUACUCGUUUAACGGCCAUCCAGACUUCUGAUCUUCAGUGCCAUGCUCCAGUGUUGCGUCCAUUUACGCGAAUGAUCUCGACGCAGUAUGGCGGGAACGUGACCCUCGCUUGUGCCAGUUCGGGAUUCCCUGCUCCGAAAGUUACCUGGGUAGCGCCGAACGGUUUGCGGUUGAGAACGGCUGGUGCUCAGCGUCUGAACCGAAGGAUGAGGGUAACCGACGAUGGGAUGAUGUUGAUAGCUUACGCCACGCAGGCUGAUCAAGGUCAGUACUCCUGUAUCAUGGGUAAUCCUGCAGGACAGGUGCAAGGUGCUGUCCGUUUAGUGGUGCAACCUGCUCCUCAACUACCUCCUCAAACACCGGUCACCAACUCAACAAUCUCGAAGAUAAAUCCUCCCAGGAAACCCUCGACGCACAAUCCAAUGUCACCGCAUAUUACUACCAAUACCCAAGAGAUCCCAACAAAUGGAGACCCGUAUGUCUCCACAACUAUUCCAGACUCAACCAUAAAUGGACAAACUUGGCCUGGGGUUCACCACACUGGUGGCCGUCAACCACACCAAUAUCCAUACUUCAAUCACACCAGCACGCAGCUGAACCCAACGAUCAUUAUCGGCGGUGAUGUGGACAAGCCGUCCGAUGGGUCACCAGACUCCAGAACUCCGCAGUGUUCCCAUACAAUGGGUUCUGGGGACAUUGUCGCUGCCGUCUUGCUGACAUUCCUCUUUACAGUGUCAUUGAUAGCCAUCAUUUUCUUCUUGUGGUACAGGAGAUGGCUUCCUCGGGUUCUCCUGUCUGGAAGACGCAAGGCAAUUCUCACCUUAUCAGGAAGGCGGCGACUGUCGUCGAAACCACCUCGUCCUGCGCAGAUAUCCCAUGCUCGACGUCACCGUAGCUACGAGCGCGUGGAUGAAAGUCGCGGCGCGUCAAGCUACUUUAGUGACAGCGAAGACACACUCAGUACAGCUAGUAGCUACGAUAGUGCGAGGUACGUGAUAACAGAUAACAGUGCUGCCGAUCCGGACAGUAUCAGAAUACGUCAGAUAAGACUGGCCGCCGUAAGUGCGAAAGCUCCCCAGGUUCCUCGUUCGCCUCAUGCUCUAAAGGGGUCAUCCAAAGCCGAGGGUCACAAAGAUGAGGCGCCCCCUACGGUGGCUCGAUCACCAGCGUCGAAAAACUCUGCGGUGUCGAAGUCGACAGUAAAACUACCCGGACCUUUAGCAGCUUUGAAGAACAAGGCAGCGGGAAGGAAAACACAUAUUUAUCAAAACGCGGACAUGGUGGUGCAUGACCCGAACUAUUCGGCUUUAUGGCCGGGACCAAAACAGGACCAAUAUCAGUACCCUAGGAAGCACAGUGCUGAUAGCAGAAUUUACAUCGAUUUAAGCUGACCUUGUGGCUCGACUGAAAAGUCGUAAAUGGACUUCACAUAGUAUUUAUAAUGUCAGUGACUAUUGCGAUUCGUGCAUGAGAUUCGAGGCUAAAGCUUUGAUUUCUAGAUGCAAGAGCAUCUUAAGUGCAGUAAAAUAUGGUGAUGGUAUCAAUGUUUUGCAUAAAUUCUAAUAGUUCCAUAUGAAUAAGCAAUUUGUAAUUUGAACAUGCCUUCUCCUUAUUUUGUAAAUCACAUUCCAGUUCAUGAAAUGUUAACCAGAAAUCUUUACAGGACAAUUUCAGAAGUUUGGUUUUUAAUUACCUAAAUUUUUAUUUAGGAUGGAACAAAGAGGGAUUUUAUACUGAAUGGUGACAUACCUUUAGAAAUGCUAAUACACACAAAGGCUUUUAAGCCAGUGUUAUAACGCAGGCAUCUGUUUUCAAAUGUGUUCAAAUGCGACUUAUUUAUUUGUGCUUUUAAGAAAUUAAAAAUAAAUGUACUUUAAUGUUUGUUUGUAAAGCUUUAUGCUGUCCUAAAUCUACUAGGUGUGUAGACCUGGUAAAAUCAAACUAUGCAUAAUUUUAUUGUUUGUAAAAUAAUGAAUAUAUUUCACAGCGAUGAGUGCUGUAUCUGUAAAUGGCUUUUUGUACACUUGUGUAAAUAUAUAUAAAUAGCUCACCGGUUUCAUAUUUGGAAUCGGAUAAUAAAUUGUUCUUCAAACAAACCGAA
Messenger RNA from Strongylocentrotus purpuratus (purple sea urchin), 3598 nucleotides. Its product is annotated as leucine-rich repeat and immunoglobulin-like domain-containing nogo receptor-interacting protein 3. The transcript is spliced from 2 exons. The coding region runs from base 231 to 2888 and encodes 885 amino acids. Lineage: Eukaryota; Metazoa; Echinodermata; Echinoidea; Camarodonta; Strongylocentrotidae. The record is from RefSeq and is a predicted model, not a curated record. Gene Ontology annotation, molecular function: protein binding.